UAACAUCAUCAGUCUCGCGGAAAAACCCAAGUCAGUAAUUCAUAAUCAUAAAGCAGCAAAAAGGGGGUUCACAACAUUCACAAAAACACACACGCGCACACACUCACCAACCCUAAUCUCUUCAAUCUUCACUUUCACUCCAGUUUUCUUCUCACUCUAUCAUGUAAACUGUUCAUCAAGCUCUAAUUAAGCCUCAAAUGGGUCUCCUGUAACCGUUUCUUUCUUGCGCGAAACCCCCUUCUGUGUAAUUAUUUCUGUGAAAUCAGCCAUGUACAAAAAGAUCGAGCUUUUGAAGGAAUAGUUUUUGUACAGAUCUGUGUGGCUCUUGCUCGUUGGAGGAUUCUGCGCCUAAAUGCUGAUAUUUUUGUGAUUUGGGCUUGUUUUGCAUUUACUUUAAUGUGUAAAUUUUGGAUUUUUAUCUUAUGCCGAACCUAAUUUUGUCUCGAUUUGAAGCUCUAGGUUUGGAAUUGUGUGCAGGAUUUUCUUGUUAGUUGCCGUUGUUGGAAUAUUUUUGAUUUGUUAUAAAGAUUGCUUUUGUCGGGGUUUUAGUAGAAAUACUUUUUUAGCAUGUUUUAUGGGGCCAGACGGCUUUGUUAAUUAUAACAUUUCUGGAGUAAUUUUAGUGGGUUUUGAUGAUAUUUUUCAUCAAAAGGUGAGAGUUUUGGGCGUUAGGUUUAGAGGGUUAUGAGAUUUGAUAUCAACUGAUUGCUCUAGGUGGAGAGAGAAUCAGUUUUCGGAGUUGUUAUAUCAUUUUUGUUAAUUAUGUCAUUAAAGAGUAUACUUCAGGAUAUGAAGGGUGAAUUUGGGAGCAUAUCUAGGAAGGGGUUUGAAGGGAGGUUUGGGAGGUCCAGGUCUCACCGGGUAGUCGAGGAGUCUAUGGCGACUGCUGUGGAUGCUCUGAGGCAGAGCUGCUGGGCGAAUAUGCCGCCAGAGCUCUUGAGGGACGUGCUUAUGCGCAUUGAGGAAUCUGAUUGUGAUUGGCCCUCGAGGCAGAAUGUUGUUGCUUGUGCUGGUGUUUGUAGGAGCUGGAGGGAAAUCAUGAAGGAAAUUGUUAAAAAUUUAGAAGUUUCUGGAAAGGUUACCUUUCCCAUUUCUGUGAAGCAGCCUGGUCCAAGAAACACACUAGUUCAGUGUUUCAUCAAGCGGAAUCGAAGCUCUCAAACAUACCACCUAUACCUUAAUUAUAGUCAAGCUUCUAAUGAUAAUGGGAAGUUUCUUCUUGCCGCUCGAAGAUGUCGACGACCAACAUACACUGAUUACAUAAUAUCUCUGAAUGCUGGAGAUGUAUCUAAGACCAGCAGCAACUACAUUGGGAAGUUGAGGUCUAAUUUUUUGGGAACCAAGUUCACAAUCUUUGAUGCUCAGCCCCCAAAUGCUGGAGCUAAAGUUACUAAAUCUCGUUCAACGAGGUUAGUAGGAAUGAGACAAAUCUCUCCUAGGGUACCUGCUGGCAACUUUCCGGUGGCCCAUAUUUCCUACGAGUUGAAUGUCUUGGGUUCGAGGGGACCAAGGCGGAUGCAAUGUGUCAUGGAUGCUAUCCCCAUCUCUGCAAUCGAACCAGGAGGUGUUGCUCCAACGCAAACGGCAUUCGUACCAGGAAACUUCGAUUCGUUUCCCUCUCUCCCCUUUUUUAGGUCAAAAUCGACGCGCUCGGAUAGCUUCCAAUCCGGACCCCUCUCAACACCCAAAGACGAAAUGCUAGUACUUAAAAACAAGACUCCUAGAUGGCAUGACCAACUCCAAUGCUGGUGCCUCAACUUCAAUGGGCGUGUCACAGUUGCCUCGGUGAAGAACUUCCAGCUAGUUGCAUCCCUCGAGAAUGUAGUUGGUGGGCAAGAGCAGCAGCAGGAGAAUGUUAUCCUCCAAUUCGGGAAGGUUGGAAAGGACAUAUUCACCAUGGACUACCAGUAUCCGGUCUCUGCUUUUCAGGCGUUCGCCAUCUGCCUCAGCAGCUUCGACACCAAGAUUGCGUGCGAAUGACGAAUCAGGUGUGAGUUUGCUAGUCUUUUGACAUAACAAAGGAUGUGUGAAUCUAUCUGACCACAGUGAAAAAUGUUUGAAUUGUUCCUUAAUUUAGCAGAAGAAACAGAAAAGAAAAAGGAAAAAAAGAAAUGUUUGUUGUUUGCAUGAAUUUGAAUUUGAGCAUCAUCAACUUGAAUCUUGUUUAUAGAUGUGGAGCCAAUCUUGUUACUUUGCAGCAACAACUGAUAAUUGAUAUGUUGAAUCCUGUUUAUAGA
Messenger RNA from Salvia miltiorrhiza (redroot sage), 2237 nucleotides. RefSeq names its product tubby-like F-box protein 3. The coding region runs from base 763 to 1980 and encodes 405 amino acids. The transcript is spliced from 5 exons. Lineage: Eukaryota; Viridiplantae; Streptophyta; Magnoliopsida; Lamiales; Lamiaceae. The record is from RefSeq and is a predicted model, not a curated record.